AGAGCGGACGGCCAUAUAACAGCCCAGCAGUAAUAUAACCUGAGCUGAGACGGCGAGUGGAUACGGACCAAGCCCGUCAUUUUAUCGUAACGUGGGUUCACCUGGACACCCUGAGACAGCACCAAUACGAUAAAGACAAUUGUUCAAGAUGUCUGGCGAUCGUAGCCUGCGAGUGAUCAAAAAAUGUAAAGUUGAACUGCUAAAAAUCAUUUAUCCCUUCAUAAAGGAUAUCCUUGACAGGCUUGAUGCAAAAGAAAUUAUCAAUCGUUCAGAUUAUAGUUGGUUAGAUGAAAAACCACGUGCGGAGCUGCCAAGGUAUUUGCUCGACCAUCUGAUCAAUAUGGGUGAAGGAGUCUGCACCAGAUUUCUCAAAGAGAUAUUGUCACCAUACUGCGGAGAAAAUCCUCAUCUGAGAGAUCGUAUGAAGGCUGAAGCAAACCCCGUGUACGAAGCAUUGAUGACUCCGAACACAGAAGAUGUCACGGAUAGUGUGACCUCAGGCACAGAGAGAGUGAAGGCAUCAAGAGAAGACUUUUACAAUUCAAAAAAGGGAGAAGAAUGUGUUUACCAGGUGAAGCCACGUGGACCAGCGAGACAGAGGCAGGCCCUCAUCAUCAACAAUAUGAACUUUACUAAAGGGUUAUCGAAGCGUAAUGGCUCUGACGAGGAUGUUAAGUACUUGGUGUGGCUUUUCAAGGAGCUGGAUUACACUCCGAUUGUACAUAAAGACCAAAGCGCAGAGGAGAUUGAAAACCUCGUGAAGAAGUUUGCGAAGAUGGACGAGCAUUGGCAUUCGGACAGCGCAUUUGUGGUUGUCAUGUCCCACGGCUGCAACAGAGGGGUCUUCGGAAAGGACAAUAGUGACCUGCUGAGCAUCGAGACGAUCUACACAGCGCUUAACAACAAUAACUGCCCAGGCCUGAAGGACAAGCCCAAGAUUAUCAUCGUGCAGGCAUGCAGGGGAGUUCACACUGCCACGGACUCAGCGGCACCGGAAGAGGUGGUGGACGCAUGCUGGGAGACGAGUAGCCGUAAGAUGCCCCGGGAGAGCGACAUGACCUGCCUCUACUCCACACUGCCUGAUGACGUAUCAUACCGGAGCCCAACUAAAGGCAGCUUCCUGAUUCAACAUCUGGUGGAGGUGAUAAAGGAGCACGCUUGCACAGAGCACGUGCAGGAACUGUUCACCAGAGUGAAGGACAGGUGCUCCGUGAAGGACCCACCGCAAAUGCCCGUGGAUGAGAGGAAUAGCCUCAGGCGUCGUUUCUACCUCUUCCCUGGCUUCUGAUGCCUCGUGGCGAACAUUCACGGAGCUUGCGGCGGGGCUCAUAACUGCUCACGCCAUCACAGAUGAUCAAUCGAACCUCCCCCCUCCCUUUGACGUUAAACUUACUGCUUUUCGUGACAGACAUUCUUAUCUGGUGUUUUUAAUGUCGGAUUUUUGUUACCAAUAUUUUUAUUUUUUUACUUGAUUACCAAUGAUUGCCAUGAGUAUUCUUAAUUUUUAUCUUUAAAAAUAUAACCGGACGGGGAAGCACAUGGUCUCCGUGUGGAUGGAAUGGCAGCUGUAAAUUAGUACACUUGCUGCACCGCCAGUCUCUUUCUUUCGAGGCAGAUGUAAACAAUGCCGUGAAGAUCUCGUGUUCCCACCUUGAAAUCAGUUUCUCGGUUACGUCUGCCGAUGGAGCGACGGCCGGUCAACGCAUUUGUGUGUUUUCGCGGAUUGACUCCUGCCAUUCCUCGUCGAUUGGGGACCUCAGAGUGUGGCAGUCACGGUGCUUCCUUGCACGUCUCUCCUCUUCUCUCGUCCAGUGAGAUUCAAGAUCAUGUGGCUUCAUAUUUUAAGGCCUUGCGAGGGCUUGCCUCCACUUAAAAAAAAAACAUUUUAACUAUUUUUUAUUUUACCAGGUAAGUCCCACAGAUAUAUAGUGCUUCUUUCAGAAAGGAACUGGCCACAAAUAAUAGCUCAAUGAAGUGACUUAUCAUGUAGAAAUUAAUAGCAGCCAAAUACUCUAAACGCAUGUUUCUAAAUGUGAAGGGAAAAACCGAAGGACCCGGAGAAAAAUCCACGCAACCACGGAGAGAGAGAGACAUGCAAACUCCAAAUAUACAGGCGUCAGUGUCAGGAUCGAACCCAAUACCCUCCUUCAUAGGAGGCGUGAUGGUCAACAUCUCGCCACUGUUAUAUUCAGGAGCCGUUUCAAUCUCAUGCCCCCGGCGGAGCCCCUCAAAGAUCUGCGGAUACCACGAUCGCAGUUACGUUCUCGGCGUGAGCGAACGUUCACUAUGGUGGAACCCGGCCGUGGAACUCCCAUCUACCUCUGGAGGUCAAGCCUUGGAGAGCGAUGACACCUCGAUAAAUUCCGUCUGAAUCCUGUGGCAAAAAAAUAAACUAGCUUUUUUCCUCGUU
This is a messenger RNA of Lethenteron reissneri (Far Eastern brook lamprey), 2410 nucleotides long. Its product is annotated as caspase-1-like. Gene Ontology annotation, cellular component: NLRP3 inflammasome complex; AIM2 inflammasome complex; IPAF inflammasome complex. NCBI's taxonomy places the organism in Eukaryota, Metazoa, Chordata, Hyperoartia, Petromyzontiformes, Petromyzontidae. Gene Ontology annotation, molecular function: cysteine-type endopeptidase activity. Gene Ontology annotation, biological process: regulation of inflammatory response; proteolysis; regulation of apoptotic process. The record is from RefSeq and is a predicted model, not a curated record.